Papaver somniferum (opium poppy) is the source of this 1133-nucleotide messenger RNA. Its product is annotated as probable pyridoxal 5'-phosphate synthase subunit PDX2. Gene Ontology annotation, cellular component: glutaminase complex; cytosol. The coding region runs from base 185 to 943 and encodes 252 amino acids. The record is from RefSeq and is a predicted model, not a curated record. Gene Ontology annotation, molecular function: glutaminase activity. Gene Ontology annotation, biological process: pyridoxine metabolic process; pyridoxal 5'-phosphate biosynthetic process. The transcript is spliced from 7 exons. Lineage: Eukaryota; Viridiplantae; Streptophyta; Magnoliopsida; Ranunculales; Papaveraceae.
UCAAGGCAAUUCUGGGCCAUAGGAAAUGAAAGGCGUAUAAAGUGAAUCAUUUGCUACUUGCCGGUGGUGUUGUUGUCUUUUGGUGGGUGGGGUUUUUCUCUGCAAUUUUGAGGGUUUUGCUUUUUCAUUUCAUUUUUCUAGUGAACCUGCAGACUAUCAUAAUUCUCUCCUCCUACCAUCAACAAUGACUAUUGGAGUUCUUGCUUUACAAGGAUCUUACAAUGAACAUAUCUCUGCAUUAAGAAGGCUUGGAGUGAAAGGAGUGGAGAUAAAGAAACCUGGACAAUUGGAUAAUAUCAGUGCCCUUAUUAUUCCUGGUGGUGAAAGUACUACCAUGGCUAAACUUGCUGAAUAUCAUAAUCUGUUUCCUGCUCUGCGCGAGUUUGUUAAAAUGGGAAAGCCUGUGUGGGGGACUUGUGCAGGGCUUAUCUUCUUGGCAGACAAAGCCAUUGGGCAGAAAGAAGGAGGUCAAGAGCUUGUUGGAGGACUUGAUUGUACCGUUCAUCGAAAUUUCUUUGGAAGUCAGAUCCAGAGUUUUGAAGUAGACCUUUCAGUACCAGAGCUCUCAGCUCAGGAAGGAGGUCUACCUAGUUUCCGAGGAGUAUUUAUCCGUGCUCCUGCAAUAGUAGAAGCUGGUCCAGGAGUUGAAGUCCUAGCUGCUUGCCCUGUGUCUCUAAAGACAACAUCAUCAAAAUCUGAUGCAGACACCCAGGAGGUUGAAUCCCUACCUGAACAGAAAGUGAUUGUAGCAGUGAAGCAGGGAAACUUGCUUGGGACUGCUUUUCACCCUGAGCUGACUGCUGAUACUCGAUGGCAUAGUUAUUUCUUGAAGAUGUUGGCCAAGGAAGAUGAACCUGCCCCUACUACUCUUGCUGUUGUUGAAGGAGGUGUAGAUCUUACUGCUGGUCAAACCCCAGAGAUUGAGAUGCCCAUAUAUCAAUAACAACUGUUAUUACUUCUUCUCCUCUCUUUUCCCGUCCCUUGAUUCCCUAUAGUAGUUGUUUUGGUCGAUGAAAUGAAAUUCGAUGUAUGACAUGCAAACCACAGUAAAAAAAAUUCUGUACUUUGGUUAAUCAAGGUAUUCUAGCUAAUGCAGAUGCACCGUGGUUUUAAAAAAAAUUCACUUAGUUAUA